ACCAAACCUUGGAUUUGAGUUUAUGGUAUUUUGGCUGUAUCACAUUGUUCUUUGAAUCAUAAAACCAAAAACAGGAUUAUACUUUCAGCAUCUGAAAACAUCCAACCCAUAUUUGAAAGAUGUUUCCCUGGUCUGUAGUGUUUUCCCUGGAGCCAAAGGUUCCCGGCCAGCGUAGCCCAGAGGAGCUGGUGACCAACACCUUGAUGCUGGAGCUGGGCGCCGUGGUGAAACGGACCGAACGAAUCAGACUAGAGAAGGAGGCUCAGAGCCGUAGACGGCGUAACUCUUCCUCGGCGGACUACAGCUGGCUGGCCGGACCUCAGCCUCACGUCCCCUACGAGCUCACUCCAGGAGAUGUUCUGGACCUGCAAGACCUGUGUGCUCAGAUACCGCCUCAACAGUGUGGUCCGGUCAUUGUGAGGUUCCGUAAACUCGUGUCCGAGUUUGAGCCCGAGGUGCCGGAGGUCCCAAAGCUGUUCAGGACCGUCCUGCGAAACUGUCUGGACGAGCUUCAGGGGGACGCGGAGCUCCAGGAUCGGAUAAACCGUUGGGAGAAGCAGCGCAGCAAAAGCCUUUCCUUCGUCACGUUUCGAUCCAAGUUCCGCACCCUGGGCCGUGGGAAGGGAGGCUUUGGGGGUUCCCGCAACAACCUGCAGGAAGAAAACAAGUGGUCGGAUGAAGAUGAGGCGGCGGAACAGGAGAUGACCGUCAUGCGGUCCAGAAAGGGAAGAAGCUUCAGCAUGCCAGAGAUCACCCCCAUUGAGCAGGCGGCCCAGAGCUGAACAAGAGACAAGCAAACUUAAGCAAGAACAGAAGGAAGACAUGAAAAAAAUUCAGCAGGCCAGGAAUAAGGGAUAGACGGUGGAGAAGAAGUCAGAGAAGAGGAAAAAUCUCAUGCUGGGAGAAAUCUUGAAAGGAGGUUUUGUGCUUUUGUUAAUCAUACCACAAAUCACAGCUAUAGGCCAUAGGUGAUGGCCAAUUAUUAUUUACUUACAUAAAGUUUUUUUAGCUUACUAAAUAUUAUUACAUUAACUGUAGUUACAUAACUUAUUAAAAUAUUUUAAGGACGUGUUAAAACGUGUUUAUAUCCGUGUUGCAUUGUUGUGUUUGGUGUGUAAACUAAUGCUCAGCUUUGAGAAAAAUCAAAUGAGUCUUUGAAAAAAAUGACGUGCAUUGCAACUACACAUUACAAGCCACUUUUUUGCUGCACUGUGCGUUCAGACAGGGACAGGGUCGCUAGUCUCUUGAUAGGUCGUUAGAAGGCGUUCACUUUACAAUAAGGGGCGAAUUGUUAAGUGGUAAAUGCGUUAGCUAACGAUGAACAAUUUAGUUUUUCAGUAUUUAUGAAUCCCUGUUAAUGUUAGUUCAUAUCAAUAUAGUUAUUCAUGUUAGUUAAUGGUGCAUUAAUUAAUGUUAACAGUGACAACGUUUGAUUUUAAUAAAUGCUGAAAUUAUAUGAACCAACAUUAAUAAAUGCUGUAUAAGUAUUGUUCAUUGUUAGUUCAUUUUAGCCAAUGCAUUAUACGGGAUUGUUAAAAAUGCAUUGUUUUAGAUGUAAUGCAAUGUGUAUACACGAUUUAAGGUUCAAAAACGCUGUAUUUCCCACAUACCGUGCAUGUUUGUAUCUUCUCUUUGCUCCGCCUCUCUGAAACGCGUGGAUUUUUAACAAAGCUCAUGGCUCUGAAAAGCGAGGUGUGCUAUGAUUGGCCAGUUAACCAGUGCGUAGUGAUUGGUGGAAUACUGCAAGCGUGUGACGGAACUGUAACGCCUCUUACCAUAUUUGGAACAUCAGGUUCCAAAGCAAUUGUACUGACAGGUACGCCCACCUUACUUGCGUAUACAUUUGGGUGGUCUCAGUCAAAUCAAACCACCAACUGACGUAGAUUUGUGGGGGUGUGGUUACACGAGGCGUUUCAGGCAGGUCUGGGUGAGCAUUCGCUUUUAGAUAGAAUGCAUAUUUUGUUCCGAUACUAAGUUUCGCAAUUUUACGUGUCUAAUACAUGCAUGGGCAACUUAUAACACACCAAAGACACAGAAAAACACGUAUUCGCGCCAUAUGACCCCUUUAACUAAUUGUUAACAAAUAGCACCUUAUUGUAAAGUGUUACCAA
Messenger RNA from Triplophysa rosa, 2111 nucleotides. RefSeq names its product RD3 domain-containing protein. NCBI's taxonomy places the organism in Eukaryota, Metazoa, Chordata, Actinopteri, Cypriniformes, Nemacheilidae. The record is from RefSeq and is a predicted model, not a curated record. The coding region runs from base 120 to 782 and encodes 220 amino acids. The transcript is spliced from 3 exons.